Molecule: messenger RNA, 1001 nt
Organism: Caenorhabditis elegans
Lineage: Eukaryota; Metazoa; Nematoda; Chromadorea; Rhabditida; Rhabditidae
Gene: drr-2
Product: RRM domain-containing protein
Exons: 4
Coding region: 33-656 (207 amino acids)
Molecular function (GO): nucleic acid binding; RNA binding
Source: RefSeq, marked reviewed
AAGACGUCUCACUUGGGGAAGCUUUUCAAGCAAUGGCCGAUGAGAUUUUUAAGGCAUUCAUCGGUGGGCUCCCCUAUGACUCCAUCGCCACUGACAUCGAAACUAUAUUAAAGCACUGCAAGUUCACAGAUGAAGAGCUCAAAAAGUUCGAUAUUCAUCUUGUGCACGACAGAGAUUCUGGAAGUUUCAAGGGAUUCGCAUAUGUCACUUUUGAGAAUGAACAACAGAUGAAUACUGCUAUCAGUGGCCUUAAUGGAGCCGAUUUCGGAAAUCGCGUACUCAAGGUUAAUCGUGCCCAACAGCGCGAUCGCAGUGACCGCGGAGGUGGUCGUGGAGGACGCGGAGGAAACUUCGGAGAUCGCGGAGGACGUGGUCGUGGAGCAGGAGGCUUCCGGCGUGGCGGUGAAGGUGGCCGCUUCAACGAAGGAGAGCGUCGUGGCGGAUUUGGCGGCGGAGGACAUCGCGGUGGAUACCGACAACGUCGCGAGAGCGAAGAACAACACAAAGCCGAGGAAACUUCAGAUCCAUCAGCUCCGCCAGCAGAACGUCCACGUCUCAACCUGAAGCCCCGUACCACAGAUGCCGCUGAGAUCGAGGCUCGCAAGAAGCAAGAAGAAGAGGAGACCAAGAGACGCCAGGAGAAGCUUUUCCAAUAAACUUUUUUUCGAUUUUUCCCUGAAUUUCGAUCCGCGAAUGACACGAAAUCCUGCAAUCAUAGGAGCCUAUCCCCUAAUUUGUCCCCUCGUCACUUUCCGUCAAGUUCCGCUGGUAUAACCAUUUCUUCAACCCCUUCUGAAUGUCUAAUGAUCACAAAUUACCUCAGAAUCCUUUCACAUAAAAAGUUUGUUUGUUGUUAAACCCCAAAAAGUCCCAAAAGCAUAUAUUUUCCCCCACCUACUUGUUGUUCUGUUGAUUUUACUAGUUAUUCCUUUAUUUUUCUUUAUAGAAAUACACUAAAAACAUGCGAAAUAUAUGAAUAAUCAAUAAAAAAAUAUUUUUAU